AUUAACAAUUACAUGAAGAUCAUCUUGUUAAUACUAUUGAGCCAGUUAUUAUUGGUUCAUUCUUAAGAGUCUGAAGAUAUUAUAGGAUAUAUGUAUGUAUUUGCAUAGGAAUGGCCUGGAUCAAUUUGUAAAUUUUAAAAGUGUACCAAAACCUAUAUGGGUAACUAUGAUAAUGCAAGAUGGAAUAAUCAUGGACUAUGGCCUAAUACUAUGUUAUCUACAUCAUGUGGAUUUAUAUAAAAUUGUAGAGAUGAAACAUAUGAUGAAAAUAAAUUAACUGUAGCUACUAAAACAUUGAUAGAUGUUACAUGGAAUGGGAUGUAUUCAGAUACAUUUACAUUCAGAAAGUAAACUAUUUAUAUAUUUAUAUUAGACAUGAAUGGGAAAAACAUGGUACGUGUCAUCCAGAUAAUUUAACAUAAAAUGGAUAUAUGUCUAAAGUUGGUAAUUUAAACAACCAAUAUAAUUACUAUAAAAUAUUGGCAUCAGUUGGAAUCUAUCCUGAUAAUGAAAGACAAUUGACUGAUACUGAAUUCAGAGCUCCAUUUACUAAAACAUUAGGUAUUUCUACCGCCAUGACUUAUACUUGUUAAAAAGAUUGUAUUUUCCUUUUAUUUAAUUUAGCAAACACUGGAAAGUUUUAUAUUGCUGAAGUUAGAACAUGUUUUACUUAAGCUAUGAAACCUAGAACUUGUGAUUGCAGUAAACCAGUUAGCGCAUUUGUCACUUGUGGUAAAACAUUUUAUUAUCCAACAUUUUCAUUAUCUGAAUAACAAUAAGUUCAAUUUGAAGAAAUCCCUGAUUUGACUGAUGCAUUUUUAUAAUGA
Molecule: messenger RNA, 827 nt
Organism: Paramecium sonneborni
Lineage: Eukaryota; Ciliophora; Oligohymenophorea; Peniculida; Parameciidae
Source: the annotation of a GenBank genome assembly